GAGAGGGCGGAAAUAUUUAGCUGUGACACACAAAGCUCUUGCGUUUCCGGCCAGCUCAGCGCGUCAGCCCUGUGGUGUUGUCAGUUUACAGCCGGCCAAACCCAGUCCCGCUUUACCUGGAACAUUCGUAGCGGACAGCGGAACAGCGGAACAGCCGGACAUCGCGGAGAGAUGGUGCUGCUGACGAUGAUCGCUCGGCUGGCGGACGGACUGCCGUUAGCCGCUUCGAUGCAGGAGGACGAGCAGGGAAGUGAAAAGUUGGGUCGGGACCUUCAGCAGUAUCAGAGUCAAGCUAAGCAGCUCUUCAGGAAACUCAAUGAUCAGAGUCCCACACGCUGCACUUUAGAGGCCGGCUCCAUGUCAUUUCACUAUGUUAUAGAGAAAGGAGUGUGCUACCUUGUGCUGUGUGAAGCCAGCUUUGCUAAGAAGCUGGCCUUUGCUUACCUUGAAGACCUGCAGGCGGAGUUUCAUGAGCAGCAUGGAAAGAAGGUCCCCACAGUGUCCCGGCCCUACUCCUUCAUUGAAUUUGACACCUACAUCCAAAAAACCAAGAAGUCGUACAUUGACAGCCGAGCGAGAAGGAAUCUGGGCAGCAUCAACACGGAGCUCCAGGACGUGCAGAGGAUCAUGGUGGCGAACAUAGAGGAGGUGCUGCAGAGAGGAGAGGCUCUCUCGGCGCUGGACUCCAAGGCCAGCAACUUGUCCAGCCUGUCGAAGAAGUACAGGAGCGACGCCAAGUAUCUGAAUACCCGCUCCACCUAUGCCAAGCUGGCAGCCGGUGGCGUCUUUUUCAUCAUGCUCAUUGUCUAUGUACGCUUCUGGUGGCUCUGAGAGAGAAACGAGAAGAAGUGGGAAAUGAGCUGCAACGAGUCCGCAGACACUUAAGAAAAGCUGUCACCUUUGACUAAAAACAGGAUCCCUGCUCUUAAUAAGACUUUGCAGACAUACCACCACCCAUUUUGUUCUCACCUGUCCAUGGAUGUGUGAUCUAAAUAUAAAUGAUGUCCCAAUGCAUCGUUUUAUUAUUAACAGUCAUACAGUAAUGCGCUAGUAUUUAGACUGAGAGGAAACGAGUGAAUGCGCGUGUGCGUGGGCAUUGUUGUUUUUGCAGGGGAUUACUUUUGGAGGGAAAAUGAAGAGAAACUGAAAUUUCCUGUUUUGUGAGUUUCCAAAGCUGUACUGUACUGUACUAGGAUUUAUUUGAUAGUGUUCGCUGUCUAAUAAUACAGAAAAGAGCAACAAAAAAAAAACAAUUUUAUUUAUCCUAAGCACUUCAUAUGGUUAACUGCGUUCUUUAACAUUAUAAUCGUAGUAGUGAUGGCUUGGCGGGCCUUGGCUACCCUUAGUUACAGAAAUAAUUGGAAAACAUGGCAUUCGUUCUUUUAGUUGAAUUGGCUCAGCAACAAAAUAGGGGAAGUAAUUAAGUUUUCUUCAUGGGAUAUGAAACAUUUAUUAGGGCGUCAGAAAAGGGGGAGGCUGAUGUAUUUCUUUUACUGUUUUGGGGCGAGCAGGGGUGGCUCCUUUAAUUUUACUUCCCCCAAAUUGAUAUUUCAGCCUUCCCUAGCAAGAGGAUUUAUAAUUUCCUUUUUUAAAGUAUGCAAUAGUCUAAAAACAGUGGUUCAAUAUGCACAGUGUUGUCAUAAAUCUGCCCUUAACAAUCUUGUCACAGUUUUAUUUCAUAUUUUCCCAUCACAGUCAACUCGCUAAUAGAAAUAUAAUAUAUAUGUCAUUAGAAACACAAUAUGGAUAUUCAUGUUUACGGAUAAUACUGAUUAAAUGAUCUCUACCAGCAGUAGUUCAUCGCCUUCACUUUAGCCUUCAUCAAAACAAACAGUUAAAUGUGUCACAUCAAGUUGGCCUAUGUCAGAUUUCAAGUACAGCCUAUUAGUAUCUCUUUAUUCUAAAAUAGAGUGUGGCUGGAAUAUUCAUAUUCCCUUUAUUGCACCGUGGCUGUGUGGACCCGCACCUUUCUGUUAGCAGUCAUAUAAAAAAAA
This is a messenger RNA of Etheostoma cragini (Arkansas darter), 1994 nucleotides long. RefSeq names its product SEC22 homolog B, vesicle trafficking protein b (gene sec22bb). Gene Ontology annotation, molecular function: SNAP receptor activity. The coding region runs from base 172 to 831 and encodes 219 amino acids. Gene Ontology annotation, cellular component: endoplasmic reticulum-Golgi intermediate compartment; endoplasmic reticulum membrane; SNARE complex. Gene Ontology annotation, biological process: retrograde vesicle-mediated transport, Golgi to endoplasmic reticulum; endoplasmic reticulum to Golgi vesicle-mediated transport; vesicle fusion with Golgi apparatus. NCBI's taxonomy places the organism in Eukaryota, Metazoa, Chordata, Actinopteri, Perciformes, Percidae. The transcript has 6 exons. The record is from RefSeq and is a predicted model, not a curated record.